Scleropages formosus (Asian bonytongue) is the source of this 3206-nucleotide messenger RNA. Its product is annotated as elongation of very long chain fatty acids protein 6-like. Bases 229 to 1032 code for a protein of 267 amino acids. NCBI's taxonomy places the organism in Eukaryota, Metazoa, Chordata, Actinopteri, Osteoglossiformes, Osteoglossidae. Gene Ontology annotation, biological process: fatty acid elongation, polyunsaturated fatty acid; fatty acid elongation, monounsaturated fatty acid; very long-chain fatty acid biosynthetic process. Gene Ontology annotation, cellular component: endoplasmic reticulum; endoplasmic reticulum membrane. Gene Ontology annotation, molecular function: fatty acid elongase activity. The record is from RefSeq and is a predicted model, not a curated record. The transcript has 4 exons.
CAGCAGGAGAAGUGGAUGAUCCCUAGAGGUGGAACACUGGAGGAACCCUAGGAUUUGCGGUCUUGCUCUGCCUCCAGGAAGCGCACCGAACUCCAGAACUGAAAGCAGCUACCGUCCUGCUCUCUGAAUGCUGUGAAGCGCUCUUUCUGCGCUGUGUUGUAACAUCUCAGCUCCAUCCGGGGAGAUCUCAGGGGAGAACCGAAAGCACCUUCAUCCCAUCUGGAGAAGAUGAACGAGGCUGAGCAUCUCCUUCCUCUCACGGAGUACAGCUUCGAGCGGCACUUCGACGAAAGGGUGGCAAUCCGGUGGAUGCAGGACAACUGGAGCAAGUCGUUCGUGUUCUGCGGCCUGUACGCAGCGCUCAUCUUCGGGGGUCAGCGCUUCAUGCGGGAGAGGCCCAAGCUGGAGCUGCGAAGACCUCUGGUGCUGUGGUCGCUCACCCUGGCUGUCUUCAGCAUCAUCGGGGCAUUACGCACCGGGGGGUAUAUGCUCCAUGUCCUCAACACCAGCGGCUUCAAGCAGUCUGUCUGUGACCAGGGAUUCUACAACGGGCCGGUUAGCAAGUUCUGGGCUUACGCAUUUGUCUUGAGCAAGGCUCCUGAACUCGGUGACACCAUCUUCAUCGUUCUGAGGAAGCAGCGGCUCAUCUUCCUGCACUGGUACCACCAUAUCACGGUCCUGCUCUACUCCUGGUACUCCUACAAAGACCAGGUGGCAGGCGGUGGCUGGUUCAUGACCAUGAACUACCUGGUCCACGCCCUCAUGUACAGCUACUACGCAGCGCGGGCAGCCGGCAUGCGUGUGCCCCGCCCCUGUGCCAUGGUCAUCACUACCACCCAGAUUGUGCAGAUGGCAAUGGGGCUGGCCGUCAGCGGCCUGGUAUACCGCUGGAUGCAGGAAGGCUGCCCUUCCUACAUGGACAACAUCAUGUGGGCUUCUCUUAUGUACUUCAGCUACCUUCUCCUCUUCUCUUCCUUCUUCUACCAGUCCUACCUCAAGGGAUCGAGCAGAAAGGAUAGCAAAGCAGAGUAAUUUCUGAUCGAGGCUUAGGGGUCUGGGAUUAACAACUAUUGGGCACCAUGUUGUUUGUUGCAUGUGAGCUUGUCAGUGAGAGACGGACCAUCUUGAUACAAACAACCUUUCCAACUCCCCAACGUCCUUGUUAUCUUCAGACUGAUGAGAUGGGUGCAGCAUACCUCACCUGCCUGGAACUAACACCCAGGCCUUGAUCUGCUCUCAAAAAUUAGUUGAAUUAAACUUUCUUGGCAAUGGCAAUAAUGUGUUUACACAAAGUCCCAUCCUGAUUCCCGAAUACAUACAAUAUUAACUGGCAGUAAAAAUCUUAAUUGUCAGGUACAAAAUGCUCUAAAUUCUUACAAGUGAAUUUUGAAGAUUUCAAAAUGCAUUUUAAUAAUGAAAUGCAUUAACGGGACACCUAAUUUGUAAUUACUCAAAUGGCUUUGAGAAUGAAUUUGAACAGGUUUAUAUUUAUGUUUUAAUUAAUUGAUCAUUAAGUUGGACUGAAAAGUAAUUAAACUACACAUAACGUCUAUAAUCGUUUGUCCCAAGCGGGGUUGCAGUGAACUGGAGCCUAAACCAGCAACACAGGGCGCAAGGCUGGAGGGGGAGGGGAAACACCCCGAACGGGACGAUAGCCUGCCGCAAGGUACCCUAAACAGGACUCGAACCCCAGACCCACCACAGGGCAGGCCCCGGCCAAACCCUCUCCAUCACUGCACUCCCCCCCCCGUUAUGAAACUAGACUACACACAAUUUUGUUAUUCCCUUUCAUACUUUACCCAACUAAAAUGACACAGUGAUGCAAAAUGGUAAACAUUUGCAUUACCUAACUGGAUUUGUUAUAAACAUGGGCUUGUCCACAUGAACAAUGCCAGUCAGAGAUCAAUCCAAACUGCCUGGACCAGAUAGGAUGCUAGUUCUUCUCCAAAGCUGGAAAAGCUUGAAGGGCUAUGAAAUAGUGAAGAUUCUGACAUUGUCUUUCUCAUUCUUUCUGAUCACCUUAUAAAAAUUUACUCUGGCCUCUUAACUGACAGAUGCAUGACCAGUCUGCUGCUGUUGGGAACAUUACUCCCUCUAGCGGAUGAUUGUGAAAAAUCACGAUUGGCUGUCGGCACUCAAAGACAUGUAGAAUUGGUAGGUUGCGCCCUCUGUCUGAGAAAUACACUUUAAACUCAUUGUUUGAGGGAAAAUGGGAGGAAAAGCAAGGGAAAGCUUCUUAGACAAGUCGUAUUAGUUAAUGUAUAUAAUAAUGAGAUAAGUAGAAUUAGUUUAUUUUUUUAAAAGUGCAUAGCAGCUAGAGGAAUGUAAGAGGAAACUAAUGGACUAUCAGUCCAUCAUUACACAGUGUCAAUGCAUCAUGUUGUCCUUUUUUAACAUAUUUAUGGACUGUAUUUAGUAUGUCAGAGCCCCAGAUUUUAAGCUCUAGCUAUUUGUGUAUGUCAGACACAACUGCUUUGGGUGACCAUGCAAAUGAAAACAUGACACCAAAGGCUGAUUGGUGGUUGAUUGACAUCAUGCUGCAAAAUGAAGACAAAAAUAAGUUGGUGGUGGGUUUUAAAAACAGUAUUUGGUUAUAGAACAAGUAAAUGUUUAUCAAAGGAAAAAGAGCUUGAAAUAUCCAAAAAUGAUUACGGAAAGCUUUCAUAGAAGAUAUUUUUCUGUUUUUGUAUCACAGUUCAUGUGUCUGAGGUAAUUGAUGCUGCUGUGUCUUGACUGAAAUGAAAAGAUUUUGUCUUGCUGUGAUUCCACUGUAUUCCUCCCUCGGUGUUCACCAAAGGAGUGUUGGUGGAUCUCAGGGAACAACUGACAACCAGUUCACCAACUGACAAGGUGAAUUUGGAUUCAAGACUCUUUUAUAUGACACACAGCAGCAUUCUGUCUCUUAUGAAAAACAUGUGAACUGUGCAAAUGAUGUCUUUACCAGAAUGGACUGGUUCCAGGGGAAAACUUGAAUUUUCAUAAAAAGUGGUAUGAGUCUCUUGUAAGAGAGGACCUUUCAGAUGUAUCUUGAGCAAUAAUUGAAUAUAUUUAUGACUGUAUUUAUUUGUUCUUGAAAAAAGUAAGUGGAUUAAAUGGCAACCAUUUUCGGGCUGCAGUAUGUGAAGCUAUAUGAAGUAAGUUGGGUGGAGCCUAAUUGGUAGGCGGAGCAUAACCAGUCCUAAGCUACAGUUAGCGUUUGGAAAGCA